GAGCCAGGAGCAUGCACAUAUUGCAUAUAUUACCGUUCCAUUUGUCGACGCGCCUCGCUGAGUCGCUGCAUCCCAACAUGUCAUCGCGCCAAAGCGGCAAUCUCGCUCUCAUUCGGCUGACCGGGGAGCCUCCUCAGAACGAUCAAUAAGAUGCAACGACGUCAGGCUCGCCUAUGCCAAUGGCGUCUUCCAGUUCCCAGUUCUCACCGAGUCCAAUUUCCAAUGCACACCCCGUUGGGUCCCGUUGUGGAGACCAACAUUGGCCAAAUCUCCCCAGCACGCGCUACUUCACGGCUUGCACGGUUCCUGCAUUCUGCGCAAUGGUCCUUGCUUCUGACCUCCAAUCGACGGACUCGGACACUAACAGCUCUCGCUUGACGGCCCUGGCCUAUGACUUUCACUGGAACCCUGUCCAUGCGUGUGCACGCUCCUCCGAGAGGCUCCACGGCCGACAACUGGAAGCCUGCAGCAUCGACAGGGCAUCGCCUAGCUCUGACUAUGUCGUCCGAACCCUUCAGCAAGUUUGUCAAUAUCCAAGUCGUUUACCACGAUAUGCACCUCCGACAGAGCCAUCGGACCAAACCAUCGGAUACGGCAGCUCGCUCAAACUAGGUAGCAGCAUCUUAAACUUCGGGAAAAAUACAUGCUGGGGUCGCACCGUCGCUCUUAUCUCAAUACGCAAUCAGCCGUGCGACGACACUUCAUGGCCAUGCUAUACUUGGGUCUUGGCUGAAAUGGACCAAGCCUGCUGGCUCAGGGAGCGUUUCACUCUGACACCCGACUGGAAUGGAAAAGCUCCAGAACCACGGAGUUUUCCUCGGCUCGACUCAGAUGACUUCGUAGCUCAGUCAAGACACGGAAUCCAGACCGAGAUGGUGAAUAUUCUGCAACGCCAAAGCCGCAUGUGUCAACCAGUGCAAUCUGUCUCGUCCGCUGAAAAUGUUCACCAGGCCGUUGGUCUUGUCAUUUGAUCGGAGAAACAGUCUCCCGCUCGAAUCCCACAGUAAUUCCAUGUUGAAUAAUCAUGCCACAGGCUGGGUCUUCGUAGCAUUUUCAGGUCCAAAAGAACAGACUCAAAACCACAUCGAUGUGACAGAAUCUUAGAGGAAUGACGCAGCGGGCAUUGUUCUUU
This is a messenger RNA of Colletotrichum godetiae, 1132 nucleotides long. RefSeq lists its product as uncharacterized. Lineage: Eukaryota; Fungi; Ascomycota; Sordariomycetes; Glomerellales; Glomerellaceae. The record is from RefSeq and is a predicted model, not a curated record. The coding region runs from base 174 to 971 and encodes 265 amino acids. The transcript has 3 exons.